Messenger RNA from Thermochaetoides thermophila DSM 1495, 573 nucleotides. RefSeq lists its product as uncharacterized. The transcript is spliced from 2 exons. Bases 1 to 573 code for a protein of 190 amino acids. The record is from RefSeq and is a predicted model, not a curated record. Lineage: Eukaryota; Fungi; Ascomycota; Sordariomycetes; Sordariales; Chaetomiaceae.
AUGUCUUCGUACUACUUCGGCGCGCACCCUCAGCCUACUCCUGCGACGGCUGCUCCCGUCUCCCACAGCCACCAUGGCGGACGCAAUCGCAGAGCGCCGAGGCUAUCCGUCUCGCAGAACCCCCAAAAGCAGUUCCGCGGCGUCCGAAGCAUGAAGGACUUGACCGAAUCCCUCAACAUCACCAACUUCCGCAUGAAGUUCGAAGCGCACCGGUCCUUCGACCUCGAAGAUGACAUGGAGUUUUGCCCGGGGCUGUUGACAGAGAGUGAUCUCAUCUCCAUCCACAGCUCGGCUUCUGAGCGCUCCUCGCUGGCCAGUAACUCCCCUCAAGGCUCGCCUACUCAGCAGCCUACCCAGAUUGCCACGGCAUUCACCCUCCACUCGGCCUCUCCUGCCUUCAUCCCUCCGGCCUUCCAGCCUCAGCAGUCUCCCUUGAAGCUCCACCAGCCCUCUGCCUCUCGUCCCCGGAACCCGAUUCCGAUCGUCAACCCGGUGACUGGCAUGAGCAUGUCGAGCCCGCCGCCCUCGGUCUCCCCUGCGCGGGUGCAGCAGACCGUCGGCAGACGGUGGUAA